This is a messenger RNA of Orbicella faveolata, 2038 nucleotides long. RefSeq names its product neurexin-4-like. The record is from RefSeq and is a predicted model, not a curated record. Lineage: Eukaryota; Metazoa; Cnidaria; Anthozoa; Scleractinia; Merulinidae.
ACUUUUCGGGGCUUUGAAGAGAGUUUCCAGCUUGGAAAAUUUUAUAGAUUCGUAAUUCCAGCUCAGUUCUUUGACUAUGAACCUUUCCCUCAACAGGGUUAGCAAAGUCUUGUAGCGACUUAAAGAAGCUUGAUUCUACUGCACAAAAUGGUACAUAUAUCAUUGAUCCUGACGGCGACGGAGGCUUGCCUCCUUUAUUUGACGUCACAUGUGACAUGAGUGACAGGAAUGGAGUUGGCGUGACAGUCAUCAGUCACGAUAGCGAGACCAGAAAUUUAGUGAGUGGAUGUGAUGGUCCAGGGUGUUACACGCGUAACAUUCAUUACCCAGGAGCGAGUCUUUCACAGCUGGCAAGUCUCACCAGAGUCUCCUCACACUGUGAACAGUUUAUCAAGUACGAGUGCCACGGCUCGAGUUUUAACUACGACAACGAAAAAUUCGGAUGGUGGGUGUCACGUGAUGGCCUAAAGACAAACUACUGGGGAGGAGCCUCGCCUGGAAGCAGUCAACAAAUCUGCGCAUGCGGCAUGUCCAACACAUGCGCAAAAUCCAAUUCAGCUUGCAACUGCGAUACAAAUGACCUUGCAUGGCGUGAAGACAGCGGUCUCCUCACGAAUAAGACGCAUCUUCCAGUUACACAACUGAGGUUUGGGGAUACUGGGGGAGACCAGGAAAUCGGUUACCACACAUUAGGAAAAUUCAAGUGCUACGGCAUAGCAUAAUUCUCUUCAGUAGCAGUCGGUGAGAUCUAUGCGGCUUAACAGACUGGGAAACUUGUCAUGGAAGUUAAGGAGUUAAGUAUAUGUUUCACAUUUUGAACACCCGAAUCAAACAUCGGGCGCAUAACAUGGCAGAGGAAGCAAUGUUCAGGACCAUGAUGCAAAAAUUCUCAUGGUACUCAUCUCUAAAGCUUUUAUGUAAACGUGGUUAAGUAUAAUUGAAAUGUACUGAAUUGAAUCCAUUUUGUAACCACUUUAGGGACUGUAAACAACCGUUGUUAUGGGCGUUGCUAUGUUCAAAUAUUGCUAUAUCUUAAUUUAAACGUAAAUCAAGGAGCGAUUAGAGCAAAAUGGUUUUAAAAUACCUUUUGCAAAUGCUCAGAGAUGUUGAAUGUUCAUGUUUCGAAAAAAAUGUUUUUCUUUGGGGGAAAAACUUUGUAUUUCAGGGUAGAAGAGCAUCUUUUAUAAAAGGUCAUCCAUGGGUUAUCAGCGAGCAAUACCUAAACCAUUCGCAAUAAGAGCCAGAUAUGUAAACAAUAGCCUCCAUCCGGACCGAAAAUAUGCUCGGAUAUUUGUCCGCCGACAUGAUCUGUUCCGAGAAGCGACCAUUUUUCCGACCCGAGAGCGAAGCUUGGGAAAGCUUAGAACCUAGAGGAACAGAUCUGUCCAAGGACAAAUACCCGAGCAUAAUUUUAAAGUCAAAUGGGGGGCAUUGUGUUUAGUAUCCUUCACACAUUUUUCGCAACUCGCGGGAAGGUUUGAAAACUGGCUUAUAUCACUCAGAUAAUUCUUAGCUUAGCUAGGGCAUAUUCAGUCAUGUGAAGCGUUAAGAUCAGUCGCGAGCAAGCCAAAAUAUUUGAUGGAUUAUAAAUAACGUUAGCUUAAUAGGAAAUAUUCUUAAUUAGUGUGUAAACGUCGAUAGAAUCGAUGCAAGAAUAACCCCGCCUGAUUCCAUGCUUUCCCUGAUAUUUAGCUUGUAAGGUUAACGAAACGUGUGUAUUUUGAAGUAUAUCAACGGCUCUGGUGGAAACUGGCCACCGCGUUUUUGACCAACACUGGAUCGAAUGAAAGUUUAAACGGUGUAUAAUAAACUGUUUGUAAAGCUUGGUCGGCCAGGGGAGAUUCAUGCAUCCCUCGUGUCUAUCGACGAGACAAAAACUUAAAACAGCUUGCAUGAAAAAUGCAUUCCAAUAAAUAUGACUUUUGAUUCAUCUGUCCUAUGAUUAGAUACAUGUUGCAGAAGUUCGAGUAACAACUGAAGGGACAAAAACUUUGUACUGAGAUUAUUUACACCGUUUCGCAAACUUCUGUGCGACUGU